UCUGUCAACGAAUCAGCGUGCGUGGAUUGGUGCUGGUUCGCGGGCGGCCUCCUCCACGGGCUCGGUCUUCAAGGCUCACGGAGAGCGAAUGUCGUCAUGAGCGAACAACAGGACAUUAUGGCCACCACUGUUGCUGUGAGUCCCAGUGAAUACCUUCAACCCUCCACCACUUCCGCACAAGACACUCAGCCUUCUCCUCUGGCCCUCCUGGCGGCCACCUGCAGUAAAAUCGGACCUCCAGCCGCUCAGGCCCCUGUAACGUCCCCCCCCACACAGCCACAGCCUCGGAGGCUUCUCCCCAUAAAGCCGGCUCCAAUAGCUCCAGCGCCCCCCAAAAACCUCAGCUUCCUCCCAACGAAAGGCAAUGUGAUCCAGCUGCCCGCCGGCCUGGGCUCGGCCGCCCCCGGCGCCCCCAUCGUGCUGACCAUCCAGCAGAGCCCCGCCCGCUCCAGCGCGUCGGGCCCGGCCAACAUCCAGUACCAGGUGGUGCCGCAGAUCCAGGGCACGCAGACCAUCCAGGUGAUGCCGCAGGGGGGCCAGAUCCAGCUCAUCCCGGGCACCAACCAGGCCAUCAUCACCACGCCCAUGACCGUGCCGGCCCCGGCCGCCGCCGCCACCCCCAUCACGCCGCCAAAGACCGUGGCCAUCAAGCCCUCCCCCAAGACGCGGAAGUCGAACAACGCCGCCGCCAACGUGGUGCAGCUGCCCGGCGGGCUCACCCUCCCCCUCAACGUAGCCACCGGGGAGGUGGGCGGGACCCCCGUGGUCACCGAGACGGCGGCCGCGCCCCCCACGCCCGAAAAGGGGCGGCGGGGGAGGAAAAAGAAAGUGGUCCUGCCCGCCGAGCCUCCGCCACCGGCUCCCGCACAGGCGGCCUCCCCGACCCCGGAGCAGAUGGAGACCAUAGUCAUAGAGGCCGGGGACAACAUCAUCCAGGCAGGCAACAACUUGCUGAUUGUGCAGAGUCCCGGGCAGCCCGCCAUGGUGCAGCAGGUCCAGCUGGUCCAGCCAAAGCCCGACUCUCAGCUGGUCCAGAUCCCCCAGCAGGCCUUGAAGGUGGUGCAGGCCGCCUCCGCCACGUUGCCCCAGGUCCCUCAGAGGCCGUCUGCUUCCAGUCUGCAGGUCACUUCAGCAGACCCGACGCCAACGCAGAUCCUCUUUAAAACAUCUUCAGGGGAGUGGCAGUCGCUUCAGCUUCAGGAAUCCGUCUCCACCACGACCACCCCCGCCACCUCGGUUGCCCCGGCAACGACGUCGCCGCCCGCCAGCACCAAGAGGACGCACGCGGGCGGGAAAAAGGAGCGGACUCUGGCUAAAAUUGCCCCAGCGGGGGGAAUAAUAGCUUUCAACCCAUCCCAGCUCUCCUCGGCAGCACAAGCGGUUCAAACCAUCAGCAUAAACGGGGUCCAAGUUCAAGGAGUUCCUGUUACCAUCACCAACGCCGGGGGCCAGCAGCACCUCACCGUGCAGACCAUGCAGGGCGCCGGGAUCCAGCUGGCGGCCGCACAGGGCCAGCAGGCCAUCCAGGUGGACCAGACCCUCACCCUGGAGCUGCCCGGUCAGCCGGGGGAGAAAAAGCGACGCAUGGCCUGCACCUGCCCCAACUGCAAAGACACAGACAAGAGGCCCGGUGAGGUGGGGAAAAGGAAACACAUAUGCCACGUCCCCGGCUGCGAGAAGACCUUCAGGAAAACGUCGCUGCUCAGGGCUCACGUCCGGCUGCACACGGGGGAGCGGCCCUUCGUCUGCAACUGGGUCUUCUGCGGGAAGCGCUUCACGCGCAGCGACGAGCUGCAGAGGCACGCGCGGACACACACAGGAGACAAACGCUUCGAGUGCAGCCAGUGUCAGAAACGCUUCAUGAGGAGCGACCACCUGACGAAGCAUUACAAGACUCACAUAAACACCAAAAACCUGUGAGCAGACUCAGCCGGGGCGAAAACUGAGAUGAGCUGUCAGAACUGUGUAACAGGAAGGACAGCAGAGGGUGUGUGUGAGUUUGUGUGUGUGUAAGUGUGUGUGCGCGUGGCUUUCCUCAUACAGGAAAAUACUCCAGAAAAAGCCUCUAUAUCCCCCCCCCCCGCCUCCUCCAGGACACCGUUGUUGUGUGAUGUACAGAGAAAAUCCUCCCACGCGGACUUCAGACUCAUCCUGUAAAAUUACUAUUCUUUUUUCUUUUUUUUUUUUCUUUCUUCUGUUCUUAAAGACCAGAAGCAGCUCUGGCUGAAUUUCUAAGAUGAUGAGAAGGCAUGGCUUCAGAUACAGAUGUUCAUGGACUUCUAUGAAGGAUGAACCUUUUCAGACAUCGACCCCCAAAGCGGAUCUUACCUCAGUGGAAUGGUAACGUGAAGGCUGUACGCAGCACUCACCCCCCCGUGGGCUCUGUUUCCUUUAUUUUUACGUUUCUCCAUCUUCUUCGUCUCAAAGAGUUUAAUGUCAUUUAGCUCAUUCUGUCAUCAAAACGUUCAGUCAAUUCUGGAGAUUUAUGCUCUGACUUUUAUAGUUUUUUUUUAUUAUUAUGAACUUCUCUUUUUUAAAUCGAGCAGUUGAAAUGAUUGGACGAUCUUUGGUGGGCGGAGACCUGUUCACGCAUGGUUGAUGAGCUCCAUAGUUUCUGCUGAUAGGGACGCCAACGCAACACGCAAAGCACUUUGACUUUUUAUAUUGUAUUUCAUGUCUGGCGGCAUUACCUUUUUUCUUGUUUUGAAACCCGUUUCAGUAUUAAAAAGCCGUAAUCUUUCAAACAACCAGACGUUGGUGUUCCAGGUUUGAGCUUUUCCUCUUAAACGCUAACGCCGUGGCACGAUGGGCCCUCACCGUCGGGCACGCUUAUCAACGUUUAAAAGGGGUUUUAGGAUCAUAUGGUAGCUUA
Menidia menidia (Atlantic silverside) is the source of this 2872-nucleotide messenger RNA. Lineage: Eukaryota; Metazoa; Chordata; Actinopteri; Atheriniformes; Atherinopsidae. The record is from the annotation of a GenBank genome assembly.